This is a messenger RNA of Leptonychotes weddellii (Weddell seal), 1777 nucleotides long. Lineage: Eukaryota; Metazoa; Chordata; Mammalia; Carnivora; Phocidae. The record is from RefSeq and is a predicted model, not a curated record.
UUAUUCAACCAAGACAUAUAUAGAGUUGAGAGUGGCCAGUUUCACCAUGACCCCUGGAUUUGCCACUUUUCCUGUCUCGAGGUUGUUCUCACAUAUCAUCUGCUUCAAUUCAGGAACAAGAGGGGAAAGGGUUUAAAAGCAAAUACUGAAAUGAAAGAGAAUUCACUAGGAGUUCAUCAGACUACAAUAGAAUAGCCGAGUAGUUCUGACAGGUGCCUGGCAUCGGAAGGAGCAAAUAGUUUCUCACCAUGCUACAAAAUCUCAUACUUCUUCUUCUUGGAUUGGUUAUACACAAUUUCUGCUCCCCGCCUGAAACUACAGACCAGGCAAAAAGAUGUGAUAAGAAAUCUCUGCUUACAAUUAGGACUGAGUGCCAAUCCUGUUCACUCAACUUGGGAAUUAAGUGCCCAGAUGGUUACACCAAGGUUACCAAUGGCUCCGUGGGGGUUCGAGAUUGCAGGUACAUAUUUGAGAUCAGGAAGUACUCGCUGUCUCUCCCUGGAUGCCGCCAUAUCUGUAGGAAGGACUAUGUCCAACCUCAGUGCUGUCCAGGUCACUGGGGCCCAGACUGCAUGGGACGGGUUUGGGGGAACAGCUUGCGAAACCUGUGCUGACAACUUGUUCGGGCCCAGCUGCUCAGCAGUGUGCAGCUGUGUGCACGGAGUGUGCAACAGUGGGAUAGACGGCGAUGGAACCUGUGAGUGCUACUCUGCGUACACCGGCCCCAGCUGUGACAAGCCCAUCCCUGAAUGUGCAGCCUUGCUCUGCCCCGAAAAUUCCAGAUGCUCACCUUCCAGCCAAGAUGAAACGAAACUGGAAUGCAAAUGCCUUCCCAAUUACCAAGGCGAUGGCCACUACUGCGAGCCCAUCAACCCAUGUUUACAAGCAAUCUGUCAUCCUCAUGCUCAUUGCACGUACCUGGGACCGAAUCAGCACAGUUGCACAUGCCAAGAAGGCUACCACGGGGAUGGCCAAGUAUGCUUACCAGUAGACCCCUGCCAGACUCACUACGGAAAUUGCCCUACAGAGUCUACAGUGUGCAUAUAUGAUGGGCCCGGACAGUCUCACUGUGAGUGUAAAGAACAUUACCGCAAUUACGUCCCUGGAGUGGGGUGCAGCAUGAUCGAUGUCUGUGAGUCUCGCAACCCCUGUCAUAGGAACGCUAACUGCACUACCAUCACACCAGGCCAACCCAAAUGCACUUGCCAGAAAGGUUACGUGGGUGAUGGCUCAACAUGUUAUGGAAACAUCAUGGAGCGACUCAGAGAAUUAAACAGUGAACCCAGAGGAAAAUGGCAAGGAAGGCUGACCUCCUUCAUCUGGCUCCUGGACAAAGCCUAUGCCUGGCCACUAAGUAACCUGGGACCAUUCACUGUGCUCUUGCCCACAGACAAGGGACUGAAAGGAUUCGAUGUAAGUAUUUAAAAUAAAGUGGGAAAUCCCCAUUAAAAUUAAAUCUGAUGAUAAGGAUGCUGAUUUGGGGGGGAAGGGGUAAACUUUUAGUGAAAUAUAACACCCCUACAGAAAGCAUACAGAUUGUAAGUGCACAACUCAAUGCAUCGUCACAAAGUAAAUGUACUUGUGUAUCCAGCAAGACUAUUACCAGCUCCCUAGAGGGCCCACCAAUGCCCCCUUCCAAUCAUGACCCGUUCAAGGGUAAUGACUGAGGGGAUCGUAAGUGUAGUCAUUUGAUAAAUAGGAUUUGCAUAAUGCAAACUGCUUACUUCCUGUGAGAAGAAUUAACCUAAUGUAUUAACUACAUAUUUGUUUCUUUAAA